Rotaria sordida is the source of this 549-nucleotide messenger RNA. Lineage: Eukaryota; Metazoa; Rotifera; Eurotatoria; Philodinida; Philodinidae. The record is from the annotation of a GenBank genome assembly.
AUGACAUCAAAACGUAUUUGUGUAUAUUGUGCAUCGAGUGAUAUAUGUGAUAAGAAAUUUUUGGAUGCUGGUCAACAAUUAGGUGAAGCACUUGCUCGAAUGAAUAUAACUGUUGUUUAUGGUGGAGCACAACAAGGUGUUAUGGGUGCUGUAGCUGAUGGAGCACUUAAUGCUCAAGGAAAAGUUAUUGGAUGGAUACCAAAAUUUAUGAAAAAUGAAUUAUUACAUCCUGGUUUAACAGAAGUACAUGAAGUUGAAACAAUACAUAUACGUAAACAUGGUAUGAUGAUGAAUUCUGAUGGUAUUAUUGCAUUACCUGGUGGUACAGGAACAGUUGAAGAAUUAAUGGAAGCUAUAACUUGGAAACGUCUUGAUUUAAUUCAUAUACCAAUAUUUAUUAUUAAUAUCGAUGGAUUUUAUAAUCCAUUAUUAGAAUUAUUUGAAAAUAUGUUUAAUGAACGUUUUAUGAAUCGAGAAUUAGAUAAUCAUUGGAUUGUAGUCAAAUCUAUUGAUGAAAUUAUUGAUAAAUUAAAAUUAUUAUUCAUAUAA